Pocillopora damicornis (cauliflower coral) is the source of this 2895-nucleotide messenger RNA. Its product is annotated as organic cation transporter protein. Lineage: Eukaryota; Metazoa; Cnidaria; Anthozoa; Scleractinia; Pocilloporidae. The record is from RefSeq and is a predicted model, not a curated record. Gene Ontology annotation, molecular function: transmembrane transporter activity. Gene Ontology annotation, biological process: transmembrane transport. Gene Ontology annotation, cellular component: membrane.
UCGCGUUGUAGACGGCAAAGUGAGGAUAAGAGGGCUUUUUGUUAGUUGAUACUUUAUUAAUGCAUAUUGGGGAAGAAAAGUCGAUUAACAUAAAGUAUCAUGUUGACGAUCUUUUGAGAAUGACCGGAGGUUUUGGUCAAUAUCAACUGACUCUGUUUGCUUUAGUUUGUUUGGUUUCAUUUCCCACCGGCGCUCAGCUUUCCAUCCCAGUAUCCUAUGCUAUCUCGCCUUUUUUUAUUUUAUAAAUAAAUAGGCCAAGUUCAACCUCAAACAGAAUUGAUCCUAUAAUAGGAAGGGAGACUUUCUUAAACUACAGAAACUCAUAGUCCGACCGAAUGUCACUCUGCAAGCUGGCGUGAUGUGUAAUGAGUAGUUGUGUCACUCAGUCUUCUUUCCCAUAGAGGGUGUUGAUCUCCAUAAAUAAGAAAGAAAGAAGAAGGCGAAGUUGCCUUUGAAACAUAAUUUGCUAGACCGUGUAAAAUGAUGUUGAGUAAGGAUUUCGAGGUAAACCCGCUACAGUUGGAUGUGAACCACAGUCUUUCUCCAGAGAAGCCGCAGUCUCCUUCAAAGAGGUUGUUUGGUCCCGUCACGCAGCUCUUCUGUUCCUUGCGUUGUGUGAUGGGACUAAAGGCCCAGGCCAGCCGAGCUUGUUGCGUGACCUGGGUACUGUUUACAUUUGGCAAGUCACGUCACUAACACAUGAUGACUGCUUCAAUAUCUGCCACUUUCUCGCCAUAGUUAUUGCGUUCAUAUACAUUCUUUUAGAUCCCUGGGUGCAGACACCAUUCCUUUGAACGAAAUGGAAAUGGAUGAAGUAGAAAAUCCCGAGGAAUCAACUGAGAAUCGAUCUACGAAGGAAAUCAAAAUCCACGAGUUCGAUGACCUUCUCAAAAUAACCGGUGGUUUCGGUCGCUAUCAAAUGGUUCUCUACACUUUUAUGUGUCUGGUUUCUAUUCCUACUGGCGCUCAACUCUUAAUUCAGGUGUUUUACGGCGCUUCGCCUCCCUUCGUCUGUGUUUCGACGUCGAGAAAUGAAACAUGUGCCUCUGGUUGCUGUUCAAGUUGCCAUGAGUAUGAAUUCCGUGGCCCUUUUACCAGCGCUGUCUCUCAAUGGAAUCUAAUCUGCGACCGCCGACACCUGAAAGCCAUGACUCAAGCUGUUUUUAUGGCUGGUCUCUUCGUUGGUGCAAUCACAUUUGGUAGCAUCUCGGAUCACUUUGGAAGGAAGUUCUCAUUCUUCUUGAGCGUUGGAGUUCUGGCUACUUUCGCCUCGGCCUCCGCUGUCGCGGACUGUCUGUCGCUGUUCUCUCUGUUUCGCUUCUUUGCCGGGGCUGGGACCGUUGGUUGUUUAUUGGUGCGGUUCGUGUAUUGUGUGGAAAUGGUUGUCACAGCUCAUCGCUCGUACAUAGGCAUGAUCAACUUCCUCUUUCUAACCGUUGGUGGAUGUUUUCUCGCUUUACUUGCUUAUUUAAUACCAAACUGGCGUUACCUCAUGCUUGCAGUGUCGUUACCAAGCUUCCUCCCCAUCAUCGCCUGGUGGUGGAUACCUCGCUCUCCCCGGUGGCUGAUCGCCAACAAUCACCUUGACGAAGCUCACGAAGUGUUGAUGAAAUACGCUAAGUACAACCACGUGACCGUGGAUUCGAAACACCUAAAACACUUGAUUCAAGAAGUCAGAAAGACCGAUGCAAGAAAGUUUGAAGAUGAGAAAUAUGGAAUUCUUGACACGGUGAAAACUCCAAAGUUACGAAAACGAACCCUGAUAAUGUUCUUUAACUGGUGCGCAAACGCGCUGGUUUUCUAUGGCCUCAACUACAACAUUAGGAAUCUGGCUGGGAAUAUGUACCUGAACUUUUUUCUUCUCCUCGUGGUAGAUUUUCCAUCCACUGCAUUAUGUUGUUAUUGCUUACAAAGGUACGAAAAUGCCUUCCUGAAUCUAAGAUCACGACGUUUCGUGACUUUCCGAAGCGAUGAUUUAUCUUCAAUUGUCUUUUUCUUGUACAGAAACAAUGGCGUUGGACUGUGUUCGAUGAUUGCCAGGAUUGGUGGAAUAGCUGCUUCAUAUGUUGUUUUACUGGCUGACCUUCCAAAUCUGAGAAAAACUUUCCCCUUGUUGAUAUUUGGAGCCUUGUCUGUGGCUGCUGGUGUAAUGGCCUUCUGGCUACCAGAAACUGUGACGAGUGAAAUGCCACAGACCGUGGAACAAGCGGAGGCAUGGGAAGAGGAUUAUAAGAUCUACUGCUGUCGAAAACCUAGAAUCCAGUCUCCUCGCGGUGAAGUAGUGAAAGACGAAGAGGAUACAGCAUUAGUGUAGUUCAUUGUGUAAAUGGAGAAAGCUAAAGAACAUCCGUUUUGAUGAGUUCUUGCGAAUCAUGUUAACGACACAAACUGUUUGCAGUCAGUGGUCUCACAAGGCCACAACACAUGCAUCGCAUUUGUUAUUACUGUAACUCGUCACUUUUUAUCGUCCUCGUGUUUACGUAGACAAUUUUUUUUCUAUUUUCUUACGUUUUACGUUUGUUGUUAGUAUCGGAUGGUUAUGAGAGACCCUUAAUAAAAUCAAGUUCACGCUUUUACAGUUAGGAUAGACUGUCUUACCGAACUACAUUAUUGAUGCAAUUUGGCUAUUCUCCUUACAGCUCCAUGAGAUUGUCUCUAAGCGUAAACUUUAUUAACUUAAUACAAACAUAUACUUAGAAGUGUUGGAGCGGAAAAUUAUCGGAAGUAACAUGGUACCGGUCAAUAUCACCAGUCCACACCGGACUUAUUUCACAUGCACUGGUGAACAUUUUUUGACUCGACAUAGCAGAACACGGUUAGCUGUCAGACACUGGCGUGGUGUGAUUUUCCAUUUUCGACUCGAUUGAAAUAAAACAUUUUCAUUUUUGUUUGAAA